This is a messenger RNA of Diprion similis, 650 nucleotides long. RefSeq names its product pre-rRNA-processing protein TSR2 homolog. Gene Ontology annotation, biological process: maturation of SSU-rRNA from tricistronic rRNA transcript (SSU-rRNA, 5.8S rRNA, LSU-rRNA). The transcript has 3 exons. Bases 54 to 572 code for a protein of 172 amino acids. The record is from RefSeq and is a predicted model, not a curated record. Gene Ontology annotation, cellular component: nucleus. NCBI's taxonomy places the organism in Eukaryota, Metazoa, Arthropoda, Insecta, Hymenoptera, Diprionidae.
GAUAAAAAGUCUCUUCAUCGUUACAACUUGGUGCUACAUAACCUCAAUGCUGCAUGCGUGAAUCAAGAGACAUGGCGAGUACGAAGGAUUUUUUUCUUACUAUUUCAGAACGCGUAUUCAGUAACUGGACCGCUCUCAAACUUGCUGUUGAUCAUGGAAUGGGAAGCAAAGAUAGGGCUGAAGACUUCCCGGCUUACAUUACUGAAGUCUUAUACAUGAACGAGGGAUUAGACACUGAUGAUCUAGCUGCGGAAAUAGAAGAAUAUAUGGACGAGGCUUUUCAGACAGAGUUGCAGGAUGAUAGCGCAGCAGACGUUGCCAAAGUGUUGCUGAGAUUUCAUAAAUACUGUAUGGACGGAGAUGAAGCCACAGCGGUAACGGAGAUGGCUAAAUUGCCCCCACUUCAACCAUGGAUUAUGCGCAGGAAACCCGCUAAGGACACUUUAACGCAACCUCAACCUCCGGGCGAAGUGAGAGAUAAUGUGAAAAGUCAGGAAGCAGUUGAGAAAAUGGAUGCCGAAGAGGAAGAAGACGACGGAUGGACAGAGGUGAAGACUAGACGACAGAAAUGAAACUGUGAGUUGAAGAAUUAUAUAUAAUUAUUCGUAUCAAAAUGCGCGGGGAUAUAAUAAAAACAUAGCAAUGAACAA